AAUUCCCUCCACGCUUGUUUUCAGCCUUCCCCAGGGCAGAGGCGACAGCUGUUUCCCAGCCAUGCCUGCGCUGCGUAGAGUCAUGUUACUGUGGAUUUGUGUCUGCGUCUGGCUUCCAGCUCAGGCCCGGGAAGCCCUGCUCGUUUAUCGCAGAAAUGCUCUCUCACAGGAGACCGAAGAAGCCAUGGGCCCCAGGUUAUUAACGAAAAGAAGCACAAGCUCUGUGAAUAUGGUGGAGGUGUUCAGUGUGAAAGUGGACUGCACGGUGAUGUCUCGUUUCGCCCACACCGUCAUGACCUCCAGGGCUCUGAACAAGGCAAACUCCUCACAGGAAAUCUUCUUUGAAGUGGACCUGCCCAAGACGGCCUUCAUCGUCAACUUCAGCAUGGAAAUUGAUGGGGAGGUGUAUGUUGGGGAGGUGAAGGAGAAAGAGAAAGCCAAGAAACAGUAUGAGAAGGCUGUUUCCUCUGGACACACUGCUGGACUGGUCAAAGCUUCUGGGAGGACGAUGGAGAAGUUUUCAGUGUCUGUCAACAUCGCAGCCAAAAGCAACGUGACUUUCAUUCUGACCUACGAGGAGCUCCUUCAGAGGAAACUGGGCCAGUAUGAGAUUCUGACUCGAGUUAAACCCAAACAACCAGUGCAGGAGUUUCAGAUUGUGACAAACAUCUAUGAGCCCCAGGGCAUUGCUUUUGUUGAGGCCACUGCAACCUUCCUCUCCAAUGAGCUGCUCCCCCUGGUGGAGAAAACCGUCACAGACACAAAGGCACACAUCUCUUUCUCACCAACACUGGAGCAGCAGAGGAAAUGUCCAGAAUGUGAAGGCACCAUAAUUAACAGAGAUUUCAUCAUCAAGUACGAUGUGAAACGAAGAGAGGGCCUUGGGGAACUUCAGAUUGUGAACGGAUACUUUGUGCACUUCUUUGCUCCACCUGACCUGCCCAGAGUCCCAAAGAAUGUGGCGUUUGUGAUUGACAGGAGCGGAUCAAUGAGUGGAACAAAGAUGGCACAGACCCGCGAUGCACUGGUGGCCAUCCUGAAAGACCUCCACGAAGAGGACCACUUUGCUCUGAUCCUGUUUGAUAAUAAAAUUACCACCUGGAAGGACUCUCUUACCAAGGCAACAAAGGGAAAUGUGACUGAAGCCAUUGCCUACAUCAGGAAACUAAGAGACAAAGGAGCCACCAAUAUCAAUGACGCUGUACUGAGGGCAGUGAGCAUGCUGGAGAGAGAAAGACGAGACAAGAACCUUCCAGAGAGGAGUGCGGACAUGAUUAUUUUACUGACUGAUGGGAUGCCAAACAGCGGGGAGUCCAACCUGAAGAAGAUUCAGGAGAAUGUGGGCUCUGCUAUUGGAGGGAAGAUGACUUUGUUCUCUCUUGGAUUUGGAAAUGAUGUGGAUUACUCCUUCCUGGAUGUGAUGUCCAGACAAAACAAAGGAGUAGCCCGCAGGAUCUUUGAGGGUUCAGAUGCAGCUGUUCAACUCCAGGGUUUCUAUGAGGAGGUGGCCAGCCCUCUGCUCUUGGAGGUAGACCUGCGUUAUCCUGACCAAGCAGUGGUUUUCGUGACCAAAAACCACUACAGCCAGUUGUUUAACGGCUCAGAGAUCGUGGUGGCCGGUCGGCUGAUGGACAAUGACCUAGGCAACUUCCUGGUGGAGGUGUUCGCCCAGGGGCCGAAGGAAAACUUCCAGGUGCAGGGAAAGGCCAGUGUGGUAAACUUGGAUGUGAUCUACCCAGACCAGGAGUACAUCUUUGGGGAUUUCUCAGAGCGUCUGUGGGCCUACCUCACCAUCCAACAGCUACUGGAGAACCGUGACAUUGGUACUCAGCAAGAGAAAGACAAUGCGACAGCCAAGGUACUGGACUUGUCCCUGCGAUACAACUUUGUCACCCCUCUCACCUCCAUGGUGGUCACCAAGCCUGAAACUGAGGACGGACCAGUCGGCCCUCUCAUCGCUGAUAAACUGACUGAGGACCAGCGACAGAAAGCAGAGAGACAUAGUGGAUACGUUGAUGAUGUUACUGCUGAGAGCGAAGAUUACUCGAUGUCAGACAGCGAAGAUGAUUACUUGAUGUCAGAGAGCGUCGAUGAUUACUUGAUCCCAGCGAGCCAAGCUUACUGGAUUUCAGGGGGCGAAUAUGAGUAUGACGUGAGAAAUGACGCUACGUGCUUCAACAUCAACGACAAACCAGGAACCAUUUGCAACCUGGCUAGACAACCUAUGACAAUGUUACUGAUGGUUACACUGAUAAUGUGUGCUGUUUGUGAAAGUUAGAAAGUAGACCGAUGGAUUUACUGAUGACAUAAAUAAUAUGUUAUGUAAAGCUUUCCAAUAUUAGGCUGUCAUAGAAUUAUAUAAGUCUGAGGAUUUCACAUACCAAAUUAACUUCUCUACACUUCUUUGCAAUCCAAUCAAUAUUUUGCUGUACAUUCUUUUAGCCUCCUGUCAGUGCAGUACUGCCUGUACCUCGCUCAGCCCAGCAUAUUUGGGUUUAAUGUAUUUGCACUUUGGGUUCACUUCAAGGUAACAUGGGUGCGUACAUGACCUCGGCCACAACUGUACCAAUUGUGUUGUGCCUCACUCUGUGCUUUGGGAGCUGCAACCUUGAUUCACAAUACAGCUAUUGAAAAAGUGUUUUUUCAACAGCUGAACAACUUCUUGGCGUAAAUAACUGUUUUGAUGUCUUCCAGUCAGGCC
This is a messenger RNA of Anarrhichthys ocellatus (wolf-eel), 2701 nucleotides long. Its product is annotated as inter-alpha-trypsin inhibitor heavy chain H3-like. Bases 62 to 2278 code for a protein of 738 amino acids. The transcript has 17 exons. NCBI's taxonomy places the organism in Eukaryota, Metazoa, Chordata, Actinopteri, Perciformes, Anarhichadidae. The record is from RefSeq and is a predicted model, not a curated record.